AUGAAUAUAUUCAGGCUAGCCGGGGAUAUGACCCAUUUGGCUAGUGUUCUUGUUUUGCUUCUCAAGAUCCACACCAUCAAAUCUUGUGCUGGUAUUUCGCUGAAGACUCAGGAACUUUAUGCCCUUGUUUUUGCUACUCGCUAUUUAGAUCUUUUCACCAACUACAUCUCACUCUAUAACACGCUAAUGAAAUUAAUUUUCUUGGGAAGCUCUUUCUCAAUUGUGUGGUAUAUUCGGCAUCACAAAAUUGUACGAAGAUCCUAUGACAAGGACCAAGACACUUUUCACCACUAUUUCCUUGUUCUUCCCUGCUUCCUAUUAGCCCUAGUCAUAAACGAGAAGUUUACCUUCAAAGAGGUUAUGUGGACAUUUUCGUUAUACUUGGAAGCCGUUGCCAUCCUUCCUCAGCUGAUCCUGCUUCAGAGAACGAGAAAUAUUGACAACUUGACCGGGCAAUACGUUUUUCUUCUAGGUGCAUACCGGUCGUUAUACAUUUUGAAUUGGAUUUACCGCUACUUUACUGAACCACACUAUUUGCACUGGAUAACUUGGAUUUCAGGGCUUAUUCAGACACUGCUUUAUGCCGAUUUCUUCUACUAUUACUUCCAAAGCUGGAAGAAUAAUGUGAAGCUUGAACUGCCUGCAUGA
This is a messenger RNA of Striga hermonthica, 648 nucleotides long. Lineage: Eukaryota; Viridiplantae; Streptophyta; Magnoliopsida; Lamiales; Orobanchaceae. The record is from the annotation of a GenBank genome assembly.